This is a messenger RNA of Geosmithia morbida, 1149 nucleotides long. RefSeq lists its product as uncharacterized. Gene Ontology annotation, cellular component: FAR/SIP/STRIPAK complex. Bases 1 to 1149 code for a protein of 382 amino acids. NCBI's taxonomy places the organism in Eukaryota, Fungi, Ascomycota, Sordariomycetes, Hypocreales, Bionectriaceae. The transcript is spliced from 2 exons. Gene Ontology annotation, biological process: peptidyl-serine dephosphorylation. Gene Ontology annotation, molecular function: protein serine/threonine phosphatase activity. The record is from RefSeq and is a predicted model, not a curated record.
AUGGAUAGUGAUGACGAUGCGCGUGUUUGGGGGAUACCUGCUGACGCGCGCGCACACGAGACAGCUUCGGUCGACCUGGACGAGUGCAUCGCACGCCUAUACAAAAAGGAGCUCCUUGCUGAAUCCGUCAUUGAAGCGAUAUGCGCCAAGACGAAGGAGCUGCUGAUGCGGGAGAGCAACGUUGUGCACGUGGCUGCGCCGAUUACUGUUGUCGGGGACAUUCACGGGCAGUUUUUCGAUCUGAUUGAGAUCUUCAGGAUCGGGGGUUACUGUCCUGAUACGAAUUAUCUGUUUCUAGGCGACUAUGUCGAUCGUGGCAUGUUUAGUGUCGAGACCAUAUCACUCCUCGUCUGCCUGAAGCUUCGGUACCCGAAUCGCGUGCACCUGAUCCGCGGCAACCAUGAGUCCCGAGGCGUCACGCAGUCGUACGGCUUCUACACCGAGUGUUCGAGAAAGUACGGCAACGCCAACGUGUGGCACUACUUUACCGACAUGUUUGACUUUUUGACGCUCAGCGUGGUCAUCGAUAAUCAGAUCUUUUGCGUCCACGGGGGUGCGUACCAUGCUACCCCUCUUCCUCUCUAUCUUAUCUCCUCUCUCUCUCUCUCUCUUCCUCCAUCUCCUUCUCUCUCUCCCUCCCUCCCUCUUUCUUCCUCUAUCUCUAUUCUUGCUAAUUGUUCGGGAUGCGAAACAGGCCUGUCCCCCUCUAUCCACUCGAUCGAUCAGAUCAAAAUCAUCGACCGAUUCCGCGAGAUCCCCCACGAAGGCCCCAUGGCCGACCUGGUGUGGUCGGACCCGGACCCGGAGCGGGACGAGUUCUCCCUCAGCCCAAGGGGUGCGGGCUAUACCUUUGGUGCCCAGGUGGUCAAGAAGUUCCUGGCCGUCAACGGCAUGGGCCACAUCCUGCGCGCCCACCAGCUCUGCCAGGAGGGCUUCCAGGUCCUAUACGACGACAGGCUGAGCACGGUCUGGAGCGCACCAAACUACUGCUACCGCUGCGGAAACAUGGCCAGCGUGCUGGAGGUUGGCGUCAACGGGGAGCGCUUCUUCAACGUCUUCGCUGCGGCGCCCGAGAAUGACGUCCACAAGGAUAUACAGCAGGGUGGAGAGAGAGUGGCAGAUGGCGCGCUGCCGAACUACUUUCUGUAG